This is a messenger RNA of Cicer arietinum (chickpea), 820 nucleotides long. RefSeq lists its product as uncharacterized. NCBI's taxonomy places the organism in Eukaryota, Viridiplantae, Streptophyta, Magnoliopsida, Fabales, Fabaceae. The record is from RefSeq and is a predicted model, not a curated record.
GAUGUAUGAUGACAGUGGUUGUGAUAGUGUAAGAGGGAGUAGAGUGUAUGAGCUUCAUGAUUCGCUGAAGCCUUAUGCGCUUAAUUCUUCCCCAAUCUCUCUUCUUUUGCAGUGCAACACAAAACCCUAACUAACUAACUAACUUAAAUUUGCAUUGCGAAAUGGAACAUGAUGAGCAUUCAGAAUCACAAUCAAAUGGUGGAGAUGUAUCUUCAGCCACAGCAGUUCUCCUAGGAGCUCUAGCUCCCGGUGUUAACGGACCUACAUGGAAUACUUUAAAGUCGGCGUUUUUAAUGUUGGGUCUAUGUCUUGCUGUUAUGUUGGGCUUAGCAUUCUCUUCCAGUGAUUCAUCGUUGGUGCUCCAUGUUGGGUUCCUUGUUCUAAUUUGCCUUACCCUCUUCUUCCUCCUCAGCUGGUUCCUUGCAGAAACUGGUUUAGUCUCUAUUGAACAUCAAAUGCGAGAGAUGGGCUUGAAUCCUAAGGAUGCUCUAGAGACAAACAAAAAGAGUGAAUAACUAUUAGAGUAUAUUGUUUUUUCAUGAUCAUGUGAUAUACAUAUACACGACCAAAUUAGAGUAUAUUGUUUUUACAUGAUCAUGUGAUGUACGUAUACAUGACCAAAUUAGAGUACAUGGUCAAUUCACCAAAAAAGAAGAUAGUUAUAGAUUUUCAAUUUUGUACAUACUUUACUGUCCUCUAUUUGAUGUGUGGCUUCUUGAUGUCUUGUGCCACUGCAAGUGUUAAUUGCAUGUAUUGGGGAGAGUGUUAUUGCAUGUAUUGAUGGUUUUUUGGUGACUUGUGAAGUGAUGAUUUGAAGGAA